Sinocyclocheilus grahami is the source of this 3107-nucleotide messenger RNA. Its product is annotated as nuclear factor related to kappa-B-binding protein-like. The record is from RefSeq and is a predicted model, not a curated record. Lineage: Eukaryota; Metazoa; Chordata; Actinopteri; Cypriniformes; Cyprinidae. Bases 64 to 3054 code for a protein of 996 amino acids. Gene Ontology annotation, molecular function: protease binding. The transcript is spliced from 17 exons. Gene Ontology annotation, cellular component: Ino80 complex.
CACCCAUGUUAUUAUUCCUACCGUCCUUGUGCGUAGCUCGCUAACACAUUUCCACCAACAUUCAUGGUAAAGAUGGAUGCAUUGGAUCACGUGUUAACAGACCCACUGGAGUCUGGAAUGGAUCAGGAUGGACGUGUGAUGGAAGAGUGCAUGUUGGGAAACUGUAGAGUUCGGGUUCCUGAAGAUUUGCUGGAGGACCCAGAGAUAUUCUUCUCGGUGAUGAGUGAGAGCACAUGGACAGAUGUGCUCACAGAUGCUCAACGGACACAUCUAUGCCAACUCCUGCCUCAGUUCUCCGAGAAUAACAUUUCAGAACAAAACAGCAUCAUCAGCGAACUUUUCAACAACCAGAAUUACUUCUUCGGAAACCCCUUGCACAUUGCCCAGAAGCUGUUUAGAGGUUACUCUCUUUUCCUUUUAUUUUCAACCUUUGAAUUUUUAAAUACAAGUUUGUUAAUCGGUUACUUUAACCCAGAGGUGGUCAAGUACAGACAACUUUGUGCCAAAUCGCAGAAAAAAAGGCACAUCUACUCCCUUCAACAGUACUACCACAAAUUACUCAAACAGAUCCUGGUUUCUAGAAAGGAGUUGCUGGAUUUGGCAGUCCGCAGUGGACCUGAGCUUGCGGUAAAACGGCGGUACCCUGCCCCCUCUCAUAAGGAGAUGCUGGAGCAGAGGGUGAGACAUCGAGUGGGUCACAUACUGAAGGGUGUGAAAACAGAGUGUGGGGACAGUAAUGUGUCAUCUGAUGAAGAUGAUACAGCCUCUUGGUUUCCUGUUCCUCAGUCGCCCUCCUCCACAACGCCAACUGUCUCUCUCAGGGUCCUACCCAGCCUUUCUACUCAGGACAUGAAAACCAGAGACAAGCCUGAGCUGGGUGAGAAGGAGCUAAGAGCCAUGCUGCACAGACACAGAGAGAAAAGAAAACGACAGCCAAUCAAGGGGUUUUUAGAUUGUGUAAAUUCAUACAUUUCAUGCACUACUUCAUUCAAGUAUGUCAAAACCACCAAUAGAGUACAUUUCUUUACACUGAUAUGUACAGGUCCAAGUCAGGAGGUAGACAAAGAUCUAAGUGCCCUGUGCCAGUUAUGGCUGGAGUCAAAGGAUCAUGUUAUUGUCAAGCAAGAGGGAGAGGAAACCACAGAGCUCACUCCUCCAACACCAAGAGUAUGGACUGACUAUGUGGUGAGGCCUAGUACAGGAGAGGAAAGGCAUGUUUUUCAAGAGCAGGAGCAGCAGCGUUAUGAUCAGCCGCAUAAAGCCUUCACUUACCGAAUGCACGGCUUUGAGUCUGUGGUGGGACCGGUCAAGGGAGUUUUUGACAAGGAGACGUCGCUCAAUAAAGCACGAGAGCAUUCUUUACUGCGGUCUGACAGACCGGCCUAUGUCACCAUACUGUCUCUCGUGCGAGAUGCUGCUGCCAGGCUUCCUAAUGGAGAAGGUACUAGAGCUGAGAUUUGUGAGUUACUCAAGGACUCCCAGUUCUUAGCCCCCGAUGUCACCAGCGCUCAGGUAAACACGGUGGUGAGCGGUGCCCUUGACCGCCUGCACUAUGAGAAAGACCCUUGCGUGAAAUACGACAUUGGCCACAAACUGUGGAUCUACCUCCACAGGGACCGGAGCCAGGAGGAGUUUGAGCGAAUACACCAGGCCCAGGCUGCAGCUGCCAAAGCCAAGAAAGCUUUGCAGCAGAAGUCCAAACCAGCACCCAAACCUAAGGCAUGCGGUAAAGAGCCAGAGGCUGCUCAGAGCUCAGGGAGUGAAGUAGUAGCCAUUGCAGCCGCCAGCUUGUCUCAGCCCCCCUCCACCCCCACAUCAAGCACACCUGGAACCCCUAAAUCUCCCCUCCCUCCCACAGCAGCUACUCCAAUCAAAGUAGGUGCCCCGGAACCCGUCAAAACCAAUCCCAGUGUCCUGUUGGUGUCUCCUCCUUCCAUGCCUCCAUUAGGAACGUUGCUAUCUGCCAGUCAGCCUGGCCCACAGGUUUCCCAACAGGCCUCUCCGCAGCCUGCAACUCGGGUAGUGGCACACUCUGCUGCCACAGGCUCUCUGCCUCAGGUGCGAGUGGUCACUGCCCAGGCCGGUCUUCAGACAUCCUCUGCAGGUCAGGCGGCCACAUUAGUGCAUCAGAGCCCUCACCAUAUCAGGGUGCCGGUCACUGUGGCCCAUGGAAAGAGCAUCACGCAGGCGGUGGUGACUCUACCACUAAGAGGCCAUUCUGCAGGAAGUCCCAUUCAAGUGCAGUCUUCACGGGGUCAGGCCAGUCUUGCUGUUCCAGGUCUUGCCUCUACGGUCACAGUAACCAAACAUCAGACGAGCUCCCCUGCCAGCCCACCACACAACCCAACAUCACCUGCAGUAUUGCAGGGUGUCAGCAGCCAGAAUAUUAUCAAACAGGUUGCAAUCACUGGUCAGUUAGGUGUAAAGACCCAGAGUGGGGCAGGGAUCCCUCUCACUGCCACUAACCUCCGCAUUCAGGGGAAGGAUGUACUCCGCUUGCCCUCCUCCUCAAUUACGACCGACGCUAAAGGUCAGACAGUACUUCGCAUUACCCCAGACAUGAUGGCCACCCUCACUAAAUCUCCAGUGGCCACUGUCAAACUCACUCCAGACAUGCUGAGCAGUGCCAUGAGCUCAGGCAGCAAGAGCAUCUCUGCUACACUACAUGUGUCUGCACCCCAGCCCUCACCUCCUACUUCAAACACCGCUGCAUCCGCAACAGCUGAGAACUUGGCUGCCAAAGCACCGGCUACCCUAGUGAAGGUUCACCCGGAGCUGAAGGCUGCCUGUGACACCACCAUCCGCCUCAUGCCCGCCUUGGCCGUCACUAUGGCUGACCCCAAGGCCCGCACAUACUCAUCUGUCACCUCGUCCGACGCUAAAGCAGGCACCACUAUUCGAAUAGUGCCAAACCUUGGUGUGAUCCCUCAGAAACAAGGUCAGACUGUCUCAAUCAGCACAACCACAAGUACAAAGCCUGUCACGGUAUCAUCAGGGGCGGCCACUGUUACUAUAGCCACCAGUGGAGUGGGAGGGGCCAAAAAAACUACUUGAACAUACAAGUAGAGACACACAAACAAAAAAAAUCCUAUAUAGCACUCACUUCA